AUGGGCAACUUCUUCAGCUCGAUGUUCGACCGGCUGUGGGGCGUCAACCGCGAGAUGCGGAUUUUGAUCCUGGGCCUUGAUGGUGCAGGCAAAACCACGAUUCUGUACCGGUUGCAGAUCGGCGAGGUGGUUACCACGAAGCCUACGAUCGGUUUCAACGUGGAAACCCUUGUAUACAAGAACUUGAAGCUCAAUGUGUGGGAUUUGGGUGGUCAAACCAGUAUUCGGCCGUACUGGCGUUGCUAUUACUCAAACACGGCCGCUGUGAUCUUCGUGGUCGACUCUACUGACCGUGAUCGUAUGCCUACCGCUGCCCACGAGCUGCAUCUGAUGCUGCGCGAAGACGAGCUUCAGGAUGCUGCCUUAUUAGUGUUUGCCAACAAACAAGACCAGCCUGCGGCGCUGAGUGCGUCGGAAGUUUCGCGUGAGCUCAACUUGGUUGAGCUGAAGGACCGCAGUUGGAGCAUCGUGGCCUCAAGUGCAACAAAUGGCGACGGUAUUUCUGAAGGCCUGGAUUGGCUGAUUGAUGUGGUCCGUGAGGAGCAGAUGUAA
Molecule: messenger RNA, 552 nt
Organism: Lachancea thermotolerans CBS 6340
Lineage: Eukaryota; Fungi; Ascomycota; Saccharomycetes; Saccharomycetales; Saccharomycetaceae
Gene: ARL1
Product: Arf family GTPase ARL1
Exons: 1
Coding region: 1-552 (183 amino acids)
Biological process (GO): vesicle-mediated transport; intracellular protein transport
Cellular component (GO): cytoplasm; Golgi apparatus
Molecular function (GO): GTPase activity; GTP binding
Source: RefSeq, a predicted model, not a curated record